Molecule: messenger RNA, 1161 nt
Organism: Pygocentrus nattereri (red-bellied piranha)
Lineage: Eukaryota; Metazoa; Chordata; Actinopteri; Characiformes; Serrasalmidae
Product: macrophage mannose receptor 1-like
Exons: 6
Coding region: 1-1161 (386 amino acids)
Source: RefSeq, a predicted model, not a curated record
AUGGCGACCAGGACAAUGAACAUCCCCAAAGAGCUUUGGAGACAGACGGACAUGGGAUGCAGAGGGGGAAUGAAACAGCGCACAAGGCAAGCAAGGGACAUCCCAGAUGACAAUGUUUCCAUUGAUGGCUUCCAGACUAUUCGGGCCAACCCGGGCUGCACUGAGAGCGCUGUCUGUGGCGUAUCUGCAUACGUUCCUCGUCAGUAUGUCUUUGUGAAUGAGAGUAAAAUCUGGACUGAAGCUCAGAGCUACUGCAGACAGACCUACACUGACCUGGCCACCAUCAAUGGGAAUUUCUACAGAGAUGGAGACACAUACAGAAACUGGAGGAGGGGAGAACCUAACAAUGCGGGGAACAGGGACGAGUACUGUGUUGCGAUGUUUAAAGAUACUGGAGACUGGUUUGAUUAUCAGUGUAAAGCAUUAUACUCUUUUGUGUGCUACAACGAAAAGAAGACGAGCACUGAAAGAUACGUGUUCAUUAAUGAGACAAAGAACUGGCACGAUGCUCAGAGCUACUGCAGAGAACGUCACACAGACCUGGUCAGUGUGAGGAACCAGACGGAGAACCAGCUGAUUUUUAAUUUGUCAAAAAUCAACUCAAAUGUUCACAUUUGGAUCGGCCUGUUCAACGACUCCUGGCAGUGGUCGGAUCAGAGUGACUCCUCAUUCAGAUACUGGAUGUCUGGUCCAGAGAAUUAUGGUCAAGGUGAAAUGUGUGCUGCAGUGUUUGAGCAGGGCUACUGGAAUAAUGUGGCCUGCAACAACAAGCUCCCGUUCUUCUGCUAUGAGAAUAAGCUGAUCUUGAUCAAGGAGAAUCUGACCUGGAAAGAAGCUCUGAGACACUGCAGGGUGAAGCAUGUGGAUCUGGUCUCAGUUCACUCUGAGGAGAUCCAGCUCUGGGUGAAGGAGGUGGCACAGAACGCCUCCACUGAACAUGUGUGGCUGGGUCUGCGUCACACCUGCACCCUCAGCUUCUGGUUCUGGGUGAGUGGAGAGUCUAUCUGCUACCAGAACUGGGCUCCAGGUAACGGGACAGGAGGAGAAGACUGCAGCCCUGUAGAGAGAACCGGAGCGGUGCAGGCUAGAGGAGGUCAGCAGUGGGUCAGCCUGCCUGAGGACCAGAAACGCAACUUCAUCUGCCUCACCUAUGAAGGUUAG